AUGUCGCCGCUAAUUAAUUACAACAUCCAACCGGACUUCGUGGAUUGUAUCCGGGAUGUUCAAAAUGGAGUGCUUGCCGAAGAUUCAUUUUACGUGAAUGUUGAGCCUUCGGCCUACGAGGUGGAUGAAUUUCGUGUAAAAGUCAAGCUUCAAGAGGAAGUAUUGGUGUUUGAUGCCGGUACGGGCAAUUCUUUCAAGCAGACUGGUCGUCGAACAUUUGAAGCCAGGCUCGGUAGCCACCACUGCAAAUUUCAAACAGCUCACGACAACUAUUCAUCUGCUGCAGAGCUGGGCUCACCCGAUUUCACUUCGGUAGAUGUCUUUCAAAAGGAUGGUACUUGCUUGUACGCUAUAGGCAAUACCGCUGGUGAAGUCUCAGUCCAUGAUAGUCAAAGAGAGCAGAUCCAAAUUCUCAAAGGCCACAAGGCCGAGAUCACCGACGUGAAGUUCUUCCCUAGCGGCCAGGUUGUUCUCAGCAGUUCGAUGGAUAUGCAGCUGAAGGUCUGGUCUGUUUUAGACGGAAGCAACCCCCGAACUUUAAAGGGGCACAAAGGGUCUAUUACUACAAGUGCCAUUGUUGACCGAGGUCGUAAUGUCUUGUCGGGUUCCAAAGAUGGCACGGUUAAGCUGUGGGAGUGUGGAAGCGGAGAAGCUAUUCAUACAUUUGCAAGAAGUUCUAAUCGGACCGACGCUAUAAACGCUAUGGUGCUAUUGGGGCACGCAACCACAGCGAGCGACGAUAAGCAUCUUGAGUUUGGUACAACGGGAAAAAUUGUUUUAGCGGGGCAUGAAUCAGGAACAAUUUCUUGCCACGACUUGUAUUCGAAAGAACAAUUGCUCGAACUUCCUAAUCAGUUCAUGUCGGCAUGUUGGUCGUUAACGUCCAACUCUCAAUGUUCUACUUCUUCUACGGAAUCUCCGCUCUUCCUAUACGCUGGCUAUGCGAAUGGUGUUCUGGCACAGUGGGAUCUUAGAAUGCCCAGCAAGGCCAUUGAUAGCAUUUGUUGGAAUCAAGGUUCGCCUGUCACUGCUCUACAUUUUCAAUCACAGAGACUUUUUGCCUCUUCGGACCUCGAUUCCUCGGCAGCUUUUCAUGUUGAUUUAGAUUCGGGCACUAUCCAGAACCCAACCUUUCUGGUUUCCCAGGAAACCAAAAUCUCGGCAUACGCCCCUUUGGAUGACCAACAGAGAACUCUCGCUGUUGGUAGCGGAGGGCUCUGUGCAGUUUACUAG
Lachancea thermotolerans CBS 6340 is the source of this 1233-nucleotide messenger RNA. It is a transcript of the gene RPN14, whose product is annotated as Rpn14p. The transcript has a single exon. Gene Ontology annotation, molecular function: protein binding. Bases 1 to 1233 code for a protein of 410 amino acids. NCBI's taxonomy places the organism in Eukaryota, Fungi, Ascomycota, Saccharomycetes, Saccharomycetales, Saccharomycetaceae. The record is from RefSeq and is a predicted model, not a curated record.